ACCAAAAAGCCAAUGAGACAGUAAUGUGAAGAGUGACCCCCCUCAAGUCUUCACAAGCUCAGUCUUUCUCUCCAUACAGAACUAUUUGCAGUAAGUGUGAGGGCUGCCUUCAGUCUCCAGCGUGGUCUCGGUCUCCAGGUCUCUGCUCAAGUGCGUGACAGAAAAUACUCAGCAUGAUGUCUUCUUUAAAGGAGAUAUGCAGUGGUUUACCUCUGGACCCUUUGCCCUCUAACCGGGGAAGAGACCCCGAUGUGCCACACGCACCUAUACGAACCCCCAACCUCACAGCAGAGGAAAAACGGUUGGCGCUAAGAAAUGCAUUGCGUUAUUUCCCCCCUUCCCACCACGCAACACUUGCACCUGAAUUUGCUCAAGAGCUGUGGCAGUACGGGCACAUCUACAUGUACCGCUUCUGCCCCACAUUACACAUGAGAGCUUACCCCAUAGAUCAGUACCCGUGCCGCACACGUCAAGCAGCCUCCAUAAUGCUAAUGAUCAUGAACAACCUGGACCCAGCAGUUGCUCAGUUCCCCCAAGAGCUCGUCACCUACGGGGGGAAUGGACAGGUGUUUAGUAACUGGGCCCAGUUUCACCUGGUGAUGCAUUACUUGAGUGAGAUGACAGAGGAACAAACUCUGGUCAUGUACAGUGGUCAUCCCAUGGGCCUCUUCCCCAGCCUGCCUUCCUCGCCUCGCGCCAUCAUCACCAACGGCAUGGUUAUUCCAAAUUACUCCUCAAAAAAUCAGUAUGAAAAGAUGUUUGCCCUUGGUGUGUCAAUGUACGGUCAAAUGACAGCAGGGAGCUACUGCUACAUUGGACCUCAAGGGAUUGUUCAUGGCACUAUGCUGACUGUGCUAAAUGCCGGCCGGAGGUAUCUUGGCUCUGAUGACUUAAGGGGCCGUGUCUUAGUGACCUCUGGACUGGGGGGCAUGAGUGGAGCUCAGGCUAAAGCUGCCGUCAUUGCCGGCUGCAUUGGUGUGAUUGCUGAGGUGGAUGAGGCUCCUCUUAGAAAGAGACAUGAGCAGGGCUGGCUAAUGGAGGUCACCAGCAGCAUGGACCAGUGCAUUAAACGCAUCAGAGAGGCCAAGAGCUCCAAGACUCCCCUCAGUCUGGGUUUCCAUGGAAACAUUGUAGACUUGUGGGAGAGGCUGCUGCUGGAGUACGAGAGGACAGGGGAGCUCCUGGUGGAUUUGGGUUCAGACCAAACAUCCCUUCAUAACCCAUAUAACGGAGGCUACUACCCAGUCCGGCUGAGCUUCCACCAAGCAAAUCAGCUCAUGACGACUGAUCCUAAUCGUUUCCGAACCAUGGUCCAAGAAAGCCUUCGAAGACAAAUUAAGGCCAUUAACAAGCUGUCCGAUGCUGGUAUGUUCUUCUGGGACUAUGGCAACGCAUUUCUCCUGGAAGCCCAGAGAGCUGGAGCAGAAGUAGAAAAGGUUGGUGGAGGAGCAACAGAGUUCCGGUACCCAUCGUACGUUCAGCACAUUAUGGGGGACAUUUUCUCUUUGGGAUUUGGCCCAUUUCGCUGGGUGUGCACAUCUGGCGACCCCCAAGAUCUUUCCAUAACGGACAAUAUUGCUGCUACUGUCCUGGAGGAAAUUAGUGCCAGCGUGAAUAAUCAAAUCCGUCAACAGUACAAUGACAACAUCCGCUGGAUCAGAGAGGCUGGAAAGCACAAAAUGGUUGUGGGUUCCCAAGCCAGAAUCCUCUACUCCGACCAGAAAGGAAGAGUCUGCAUCGCUUUGGCUAUCAACCAGGCUAUCGCUGAUGGAAGAGUUUCAGCUCCUGUGGUUAUUAGCAGAGACCAUCACGAUGUCAGUGGCACAGACAGCCCCUUCAGAGAAACCUCUAAUGUGUACGAUGGAUCUGCCUUCUGUGCAGACAUGGCGGUCCAGAACUUUGUUGGUGAUGCAUUCAGGGGUGCCACAUGGGUAGCCCUGCACAACGGUGGUGGUGUUGGCUGGGGUGAGGUAAUGAAUGGAGGAUUUGGUUUGCUAUUGGACGGCUCAGAGGAGGCAGCAAAGCGCGCCAGUCUGAUGCUCAACUGGGACGUCUCCAAUGGGGUGGCUCGUCGCUGUUGGUCUGGAAACUCUAAUGCCUAUGAAACCAUCCAGCGCACCAUGGAGGGGAACAGACAGCUGCGUGUCACCAUGCCCUUUCCUGUACAGGAUGAGCGCGUGCUGGACCGUGCCCUGCAGGGUUAGCCAACACUUACUUACAACUAUAGGAUAACAGUCUGCUACAUACAGCCACACAGCAAAGGAAACCUGCAGCUGUAAUCACUUCAGUAGAGUCUGAAUCAGGUCAAAUCCAGCUGUUAAAUCUUUAAACAGCAGAUUUCUAUAAAUCACCCACAAAGAAAAACUUACAAAACAUGUUGUCAGUUAAUGAUAAAUCAGUGUAAAUGUUGUUACAUAAGUUGUUUGCAUGUAUACAAAGAAUGCAAAGUAGGCUACAACACUGUUAUAGACUGUAAUAAUUGGAUCUGCAAGAAUAUAUUCUUUACUUUGUGCUGAAAUUAAAACUACAAGUCUGUAUAAA
This is a messenger RNA of Dicentrarchus labrax (European seabass), 2541 nucleotides long. It is a transcript of the gene uroc1, whose product is annotated as urocanate hydratase 1. Gene Ontology annotation, biological process: L-histidine catabolic process. Lineage: Eukaryota; Metazoa; Chordata; Actinopteri; Moronidae. Bases 174 to 2204 code for a protein of 676 amino acids. The record is from RefSeq and is a predicted model, not a curated record. Gene Ontology annotation, molecular function: urocanate hydratase activity. The transcript is spliced from 19 exons.